CUGCUCAUUAAAAAGACAGAGUAGGGUUUGUGUUGUCAAAACUCACACACAAAUCAAUCAAAUAAAUAAAUAAAAAACCGGGAUGAACAUCGAUAUGGAUACUUCCCCCAGUUAUUUUGAUCCUCAUGAUUUAUCCGACCGCGAACGUUUUCGCCGUUACGGGAAAAGGCUCUCCCCUUCACCGCACCAAGAAAACUAUCAAUCCAAAUUCACAAACGCUGCUUUAUUUCUUGAUAAUAUUAAACGACAAGUUGUUGACCACCAUCACUACGACGGCGACGGCGAUCACUCCACCCAUCGAUCUUCUUCCAAAAGGAGAUCACCGUCCACAGAUGGCAGCCUCGGUGGUCGACGACAUUCCUUGAAAGUAGUCAAGCAUGAGGAAGAUUCAUCUUCAGUGGACAGCGGAGAUACUACAUUUUCUUUAUUCGCAUCUCUCUUCGAUUCUGCACUUCAAGGAUUGAUGUCUAUCCCUGAUUUGAUAUUAAGGCUUGAAGAAGCAUGCCGCAAUGUCUCAGAAACAAUUAAUAACAGUUGUAGUGAGAGACAUAGGAUUGUUGAGGACAAACUGAUGAGGCAAAAGGCUAGGAUGCUACUCGAUGAAGCUGCUUCUUGGUCGCUUUUGUGGUAUCUAUAUGGGAAAGGAAACGAGGAGCUUCACGAGGAUUUAAUGAUGUUGCCAACAACUUCACAUCUGGAGGCUUGCCAGUUUGUUGCUCAAGAUCAUAAAGCUCAGUUAUGCCUUAGACUUAUCCAAUGGCUUGAAGGAUUAGCCUCCAAAGCCCUAGAUUUGGAGUACAAGGUACGUGGCUCUCAUGUUGGCACACAUCUCCCUACCUCUGGAGUUUGGAAUCAUACCCAAAGGUUUCUAAAGAAAGGCUCCUCAAACGAAAAGAUUGUUGACCAUUUGGAUUUUGAUGCUGCAACCCGUGAACAUGCUCAACCACUACAUGAUGACAAGAAACAAGAUGAAUCUCUACUGGAAGAUGUGUGGAUCCUAUUAAGGGCUGGAAGGUUGGAAGAGGCAUGCAAUCUUUGCCGUGCUGCAGGACAGUCAUGGAGGGCGGCAACCUUGUGCCCUUUUGGAGGGCUGGAUCAUACUCCUUCUAUCGAAGCACUUGUAAAGAAUGGGAGGAACAGAUCUUUGCAAGCUACUGAAUUGGAAAGUGGUAUGAAUCAUCAGCGCCGUCUCUGGAAAUGGGCUUCAUAUUGUGCAUCAGAGAAAAUUGCAGAGGAAGAGAGUGGGAAGUUUGAAGCAGCAAUAUAUGCGGUAAAUUGCAGUAACGUGAACCGUAUAUUACCCAUGUGUACUGACUGGGAGUCUGCUUGCUGGGCUAUGACUAAGUCAUGGCUUGACGUUCAAGUUGAUGGGGAAUUAUCUCACCGACAACCUGAAAGAAGUUCUGGUGAUGCAACUGAAUUAAGCCUUGAACAUGGGGAUCUAAAUUCUCAAUCAUAUCUUGGACCAGAUAAUUGGCCACUUCAAGUCUUAAAGCAACAGCCACAUGAUCUUUCUUCUCUUCUUCAAAAGCUUCAUUCAAGCGAGUCGGUACAUGAAGCUGUUAGUCGGGAAUGCAAGGAGCCACACCGUCAGAUCGAGAUGUGUCUAAUGAUGGUUGAUAUUCCUCGUCUACUUGACCUUAUUUGGUCAUGGAUAUCUUCUUCUGCAGGCGAUGAAGAUUUCUUCAGGCCUCAUGGUGAUCCUCGGAUGAUCCGUUUCGGUGCACAUUUAGUUCUCGUACUUCGUCAUUUACUUGCUGAUGAGAUGGAUGAUGCUUUCAAGGAGAAGAUAAUGACACUUGGCGACCUGAUUCUUCACAUGUAUGUGAUGUUUCUUUUCUCAAAACAACAUGAGGAGUUGGUUGGAAUCUAUGCAUCUCAGCUUGCACGACAUCGUUGCAUUGAUCUGUUUGUACAUAUGAUGGAGUUACGGCUGAAUGGCAGUGUUCAUGUCAGAUAUAAGAUCUUUCUCUCUGCCAUAGAGUACCUACCAUUUUCUCCUGGGGCUGAUUCAGAUUGUAGUUUUGACAAAGGAAGCUUUGAAGAAAUUAUUGAAAGGGUUUUAUCAAGAUCACGCGAAGUGAAAGCUGGAAAAUAUGAUGGUACAGCUGACGUGGCAGAACAAUGUCGGUUGCAGAGUCUUCAAAAAGCUAUGGUCAUUCAGUGGCUUUGCUUUACACCGCCCUCAACCAUUAAUGAUGCUACAAGGGUCGGCACAAAACUUCUUCUCCGAGCAUUGAUGCACAGCAAUGUAUUGUUCCGGGAAUUUGCUUUGAUUUCUAUGUGGAGAGUUCCAGCAAUGCCCAUUGGGGCUCAUACAUUGCUUAGCUUGCUUGCCGAGCCAUUGAAGCAUCCAUCAGAAACUUUGCUUUCCACAGAGAACUCUGAUGUUUCUGAUAGUUUGAGAGAGUUCGAGGAUUGGAAUGAGUACUACUCCUGUGAUGCUACUUACCGCAAAUGGCUACAAGUUGAGUUGGAUAAUGCUGGAGAUGUAUCAAUUGAAGAAAAACAAAGGGCUACUGUGGUAGCUUUGGAAACAUUAUCCUCGUCGAUGGCAUUGCUACUGAGAGAAGAGAACCCAUGGUUGGUCCCUACGGAGGAUGAAAUCUAUGAAGUAGUGGAACCUACAAACCUUGAAUUGCAUGCGACUGCAAUGCUUUGUUUACCUUCUGGUGAAUGCAUGUCUCCGGAUGCCACAUUGUGCACAGCGCUUACAAGUGCCCUCUAUUCUUCAGUAAGCGACGAAGUUGUGUCAGAGCGUCAGUUACUGGUUAAUGUAUCUAUCUCUACAAAGGACGGUUGCUGUAUUGAGAUUGCCCUCCGAUGCUUGGCAACAGAGUAUGAUGGAUUUGGUCCGAAUAAACUUGCUGAUGGCGGUAUUCUCGCUGCAGUUAUUGCUGCCGGGAUUAAAGGUGAACUGGCUCGUUUUCAAGCAGGUGUAACGAUGGAAAUCUUCAGACUAGAUGCUUGGUACUCCGGAAGUGAUGGCUCUCUAGGAAGCCCGGCAACAUAUAUCAUGCGGGGUUUGUGUCGCCGGUGUUGUAUCCCAGAAGUCAUUCUUCGGUGUAUGCAGGUUUCUGUUUCUCUUAUGGAGUCUGGCAAUGCUCAUGAAAAGCACGACGAAUUAAUCGAAUUAGUUGCUAGCUCAGAAACUGGGCUUCUACACCUAUUUAGCGAGAACCAGUUGCAGGAAUUUUUGUUAUUUGAGAGGGAAUACUGUACAUGGAAGAUGGAGCUUCUUGAACAACCGGCUUCUUGAGUUCUGUAUUCAUGUAUUUCACUUGUAUAAUUUAUGGCUAAUCAUUAGUGUUUUGUGAAAUUUGAAAACUUAUGUUAUUGUUAGAUAUUUGUUUUCAUAGCAUUCGUUGCCAGUGUAUUUAGAA
Erigeron canadensis is the source of this 3383-nucleotide messenger RNA. RefSeq names its product nuclear pore complex protein NUP107. NCBI's taxonomy places the organism in Eukaryota, Viridiplantae, Streptophyta, Magnoliopsida, Asterales, Asteraceae. The coding region runs from base 83 to 3259 and encodes 1058 amino acids. The transcript has 24 exons. Gene Ontology annotation, molecular function: structural constituent of nuclear pore. Gene Ontology annotation, cellular component: nuclear pore outer ring; nuclear pore. Gene Ontology annotation, biological process: post-transcriptional tethering of RNA polymerase II gene DNA at nuclear periphery; mRNA export from nucleus; regulation of DNA-templated transcription. The record is from RefSeq and is a predicted model, not a curated record.